Saprolegnia parasitica CBS 223.65 is the source of this 198-nucleotide messenger RNA. RefSeq lists its product as hypothetical. Lineage: Eukaryota; Oomycota; Saprolegniomycetes; Saprolegniales; Saprolegniaceae. The transcript has 2 exons. The record is from RefSeq and is a predicted model, not a curated record. The coding region runs from base 1 to 198 and encodes 65 amino acids.
AUGGAAAGCGCAUCAAGUUCUUUACGUACGGCGCCCGCGCGUUUGCCGAGGUGGGCAAGGUCCAGAUCCUCACCUUCAUGUGCAAGCUCAUUCACAACCGACCGCCGAGUGCAGAGAUGCUCCACGAACUCGCCAUCGAAAUGCGCAACGAGCGCGAGUGAUGCGACCCCAUCCUGCGCUCGUCCUAUAUUCCAGUAG